AUGUUUGAGGUAGAUGAGAACUACACGCGCGUGGCAGAGUUUGUGAUCGUGGGCUUCCCGGGGCUCCAUCCAUCCUUCUUCCAGCUGGUGGCCUGGUUCUUCUUCUUCGUCUAUGUGAUCACGGUGGUGGGGAACUUCCUGCUGGUGGUGAUGUUUGCCCUGGAGCGCAGCCUGCAGAAACCCAUGUACAUCAUCAUGCUCAGCCUGGCUAUGUCAGAUAUAGGUUUUGCCACAGUGGCCCUUCCCAAUCUGAUAGCUCGGUGGUGGAGGGACGAUGGGAGGAUCUCCUUUCAUACCUGUAUGUUCCAGGAACAAAUGAUCCACUAUUUUGGAACGCUCAACUCUCUCAUUAUGAUGACCAUGGCUAUGGACCGGUACCUGGCUAUCUGUCACCCUCUCAGAUAUCCUAUGUUGAUGACCAACCGGACUAUGAGUGGUCUAACAGUCUUUUCCUGGAUAUCGGCCCAAGUGGCACCUGGCAUCGUCACCGUAGACUUCAGCAGGAAAGUGGCGUUCUGUGGUCCCAACCGUAUCCUCCAUGCCUACUGUGAUGCUAUAGCACUGACUAGGCUGUCCUGUUCCAACAUGGUGGCGAUCAAUGAUAGCUCCUAUGGGCUGGCCAUGUUUGUCCUCCUCGUCCCCCUCUCCCUUAUCAUCUUCUCCUACGUCAGCAUCAUCGUCACCGUGAUGCGCAUGGCCAACGCACAGGGCAGACGGAAAACCUUCUCUACCUGUGGUACUCAGGGAUGUCUCAUUCUUAUCUACUACAUCCCCCGCUUCAUAGUCUACUCCACGCCCUACAUGCCCAACCUGACAAUCACCCCUGACCUCCGCGUCGGCCUCAGCCUCAUCUGUAGCCUGUUCCCCCCGGUGGCCAACCCAUUCAUCUACUGUUUCAGGACCAAAGAGAUCAGAACCAUCCUGGGGCGCUGGAGACAGCGCUGGGGGAACAGCCGGACAGAACCGCGUAAACCCAACACUGUGGCUGUUAUCACUAGAUGA
Salvelinus namaycush (lake trout) is the source of this 1002-nucleotide messenger RNA. RefSeq names its product olfactory receptor 10A4-like. Bases 1 to 1002 code for a protein of 333 amino acids. Gene Ontology annotation, cellular component: membrane. Gene Ontology annotation, biological process: G protein-coupled receptor signaling pathway. The transcript has 6 exons. The record is from RefSeq and is a predicted model, not a curated record. Lineage: Eukaryota; Metazoa; Chordata; Actinopteri; Salmoniformes; Salmonidae. Gene Ontology annotation, molecular function: G protein-coupled receptor activity; olfactory receptor activity.